Messenger RNA from Dunckerocampus dactyliophorus (ringed pipefish), 7124 nucleotides. RefSeq names its product glycoprotein M6Ab (gene gpm6ab). The transcript is spliced from 7 exons. Bases 152 to 988 code for a protein of 278 amino acids. NCBI's taxonomy places the organism in Eukaryota, Metazoa, Chordata, Actinopteri, Syngnathiformes, Syngnathidae. The record is from RefSeq and is a predicted model, not a curated record. Gene Ontology annotation, biological process: neuron projection development. Gene Ontology annotation, cellular component: plasma membrane; filopodium; axonal growth cone.
GCAGGGAGGGAAAAGGACAUACGCGUGUGCACACACACACACACACACACAGCCUCCUACACACACGCACAUGCACACUGUGCUGAGCACUAGCAAGGAGCUUGAAACCGUUUUACCACAAACUCAAACAAAGGCACUCUAACCUGCCACAAUGGAGGAGAACAUGGAUGAAUCACAAAGCCAGAAAGGUUGUAAGGAGUGCUGUGAGCGAUGUGUGGGCAGUCUGCCUUGGGCUUCCCUCAUUGCCACCAUCCUUCUCUACAUGGGCGUGGCCUUGUUCUGUGGGUGUGGCCAUGAGGCUUUAAGUGGCACCGUCACCAUCCUGCAGAACUACUUUGAAGUCAUCAGAACCCCUGGACAAACGCUGGACGUCUUCACCAUUAUUGACAUCCUGCAGUACAUCAUCUAUGGCCUUGCAGCUGGAUUCUUUGUCUUUGGAGUGCUCUUGCUGGUGGAAGCCUUUUUCACCACUGGAGCAAUUAGGGAUCUGUAUGGAGAGUUCAAGAUCACCGCUUGUGGACGCUGCUUGACUGCAUUUCUGAUGUUCCUGGCCUACGUCUUCUUCCUGGUGUGGCUGGGUGUGACAGCCUUCACCAGCCUGCCGGUCUUCAUGUACUUCAAUGUUUGGUCCAUGUGUAAGAACACCAGCUUGCUUGAGGGACCCAAAUUCUGUGUGGACCUACGCCAGUUUGGAGCUGUGACCAUAUCUGAGGAGAAGAAGCUUUGCACGGGAUCUGGGAAGUUCUUGCAGAUGUGUGAAUCCAACGAGCUGGACUUGACCUUCCACCUGUUUGUGUGUGCGCUGGCGGGAGCGGGAGCUGCUGUGAUUGCUAUGGUGCAUUUCCUGAUGGCGUUAGCUGCUAACUGGGGCUACCUGAAGGAUGCCAGUCGGAUGCAGAAAUAUGAAGAUAUCAAGUCAAAGGAGGAGCAGGAGCUGCAUGACAUCCAUUCCACACGCUCCAAAGAACGCCUCAAUGCCUACACAUAAACACGAUACACACACUUACCUGAUACACACACACACACACACACAAUGAUCCGACACAUACACUUGCAGCACACACAUCAUGCAUACAAGGAAAGCAGAAAUACACAUCAGUAACACUAAAAUGUAUGAAAGCGAAGACACUGAUGUCCUCCUUUGUCCCUUGCUGAUCUUUUGCUGAAAGUGGUCGAUGCUAAGAUGCUAAACACGACAGCUAGCCUUCAGUCAUGAUAAGACUUCAUCAAUUGUGAUUGAAUAGUAAGGGUUUUUUUGUUUUUUUUACAAAUAGAUGUCUCUAAUUUGCCAGACAUUUGUUAGUGUUUGCUAGUAUUUUGGGUAUUAUGUAGUAUUUUGAAUGUGCAACAGUCGCAAGUCUGGAAGUAAAGCUUACAGCGAACGUGUCGAAAAGAAAUCAAAAUGAAAGGACAUAAGGAAAUACCGAAAAAGCCAAAGAUCCCAACUGUCCCAACUUCGGUUGCAGGUGGUAGAUCCUUUUAAGAUCUUAGAUAGUUUUCUCAUUUUUAACUUUAAAGAGACUUUGGGAGUAUAUUUUAUUAGGAUUAUGACAACCAACCUUUAAUCCAAGAAGGUUGUAAAACUGUCGUCUUAAAUCUAAACGAACAAUAUAGUUGAACAUUGUUGGCUUUUGUGCUUCUGUUCAACACAAAUUCGCACAAUGAAACAAAAUGUCAGACGAAAAACAAAUAGUAUGAAACGAGGCAUUUUUCUCCAUAAGAAAUACUGCAAAUCCACUUAAUCCAUUCCAGACACCCAAAAAUAUAAACAAAAAAAUUACUGUAUAGAGAAUAAUUAUACUUUUACUUGAAGAAAACAAUGCAAAAUAAUUAUAAAUGACGAAUGAAAUGGACAAAUGAACAUUUAACAUCGCAUGGGAUGCUUUGUUGGGCACUCACGGAAUGAUACUGCACAGGGCAAACGGACUAGUUUGCUACGCGCAAUGUUGUACGACAACCGCGGUUGUGGAGGAAAAUUUUGCCGCUGAAAACCAAAUCGUACGAAAACCGGGGCGUUGGAAAACCGAGGUUUGGCUGCAGUAAACAAGCCAUGCCAAUAUGGAUGACAGUCGUCCCUCGUUUAUCGUGGUUAAUUGAAGUGAAUUUCUGCCAAGAAGGUUUCAAUAUUAACAAACGGAAUAUUUUUGUAGUUGGAGCAUAGAAACACUUUCUAAAUACAUUUUUUUAAACAUUUUUAGACAUUGCUCAACUGCAAUGCGCAGGCUACAGGAUCACUGCAGUGACACGAGAGACGACCGUCGCUUUAAACAUAGCGUGCUACCGAGCUAACCCAUUUAUUUAUCCUAAACUUAAGAAACUGUUUAAAAUGGAGUGGGGAAGGACAAAGUAAGAAGCCAAAAAUGUACCACUUCCACAGGAAAUGGAGUGAGAACUUUUUCCGUUGUCAUGUCAGACAUGCUGUGUGAAGGUAAUGUCAUGUCUGAGCAGUAAUUUUUGACUAGUAGUCCGUAGUUAACCACGAAAACUUAUUUAUUAAUACAUUUUUGACAAAAGGCGAUAGCUUGAGGGAGCGAUGUUCAACCGCGACGUAGCAAGGGACGACUACACACACGGAACGCACGAGUGCAAAGCGUGGCGAACUGAAGCAACAAUCAGCAGAAGACAAGGAAGACAUCAGUGGAAGUUGAUGUUUUCGUGGGGGAGGGGGGGCUGGGUGAUCUGGAGCCCCCCCCCAUCAUGCAUUCCUACGGUACACUUACAUAUAUGGAUGGGUGGUCAGUGUUGUACGGUGGUGUUAUGCUGUGCUAUGUCCUUUCACCACAUUAUGUCGAGUGCUAUUGCAGAGAAACGUGGUCCACAGGAAGUUUGUACUUCAAAUGAGUACCAAUGGGUAGCUCGGAAAACUCCUAAACCCCCCUUAUUACUUUUCCCGACUCUUUUCGGGAGCCCAAUUUCAUGAAUUGUUCUGACAGGAAGGAUGUACCACUAACAGCCAUUUAUUCUUUUCAACAAAAUGCACUUAAGCAGGUUUAACUGUUAAUUGAUGACUCAUAAAAGCUUAUAUUUCUAUAUAAACUGACCAAAUAUACCAAUGAGUUGAUACUUGACGAGUGUAAAUUUGUGCUAUUUUGUAUUUGACUCAGACUUGUUCCCCACUAAUAGCACUUAAGUUUAACAGCACCCCUACAAGCGUGAAAUUGGGCUUCUCUUCCUUCCUGUCCGCCAAUCUUUGUACAAACUUGUGGUUGGUCCUCCGAAACGGCACAUCUUAGCAGCACAAAGUUUUCAAUGUCAUGUCGGCGUCAUAAUGUCUUUUUCAGGUUUUUUCUCACUUUUGGGAAUUUUUGCCACCGUUUUUACCAGCAUUCUUCUCGUGUCGUUUUGGCAUCGGGGUACGUGCAGCGGGCAAGCGGGGUGGGGCACGGGGCUCGUUAUCACUUUCACAGUUUCAUGUGAUUCCGCACACAUACACACACACACAUGUGCGUAAACACCAAUCAUUUCCGAAGUUUGAUUCUAGGAUUUUUGCUAUUUCAGUAGUUUGUAGAUCAGGCCCCGAUGAUAACCAAAAUGUCUCUUUUGUCACGAGAUGUAUUCAAUUCCUCACUGGAAAACACGACUGGUCAUUGGUGAGGAGAGGUAACUGUGAAUGCCUGUUUUUAGUAGUUUAGUAGUUUAGUUUUUGUAUGAUUUCAGUGCAAGUUUGACUUCUGCGUUUGAAAGAUUGCAUUCUUAUCUAAGAUCUAGAUUACAAACCUGUCCCGAGGCAUGUUUAAUAUAAUAAUAUAUGAAGAUGAUGAUAAGCUGUGAGGGAAUGUGUGUCUCUAUCUGCCAGUAGAGAUGGUUGAAUGAUGAUAUUGUUCAAGACUGAUCAAUGCAGGGGUGUCCAAAUACCAGUCCAAUGCAGAUAUGCUCAAAUUAUAUUGUACGAGUGUUUAUUUUGGUUUUUAAUGAGGCCAUAUCAAUAUUUGGACACAACCCUAGUGCAGAAGUUAUCAUUUCUCGAGCAUGAACCCAGGACAGUAGUUUCACUCCACAUUGCAAACCCGAUAGUUUCACUUGUGGUUGUUAAAGUCCACUUGCAUCCAGAUUCAACAGAACAAAAAAAACGUGACUUUUUGAUGUUUUAAAAAGGCUAAUCCUGCUACUAAGAUAUACUGUACACAUGAACAGCCUGUGUCUCAGCUUUGUGACUGAGGUGACAAAAGUAUGAUUCACCUCCGCCAAGCGCAGUGCUGACAUUGUUUUUGCCGGCGUUUGUCUGUCUGCUUGUGUUCAAAAUAACUUGAAAAGUUCUGAAUGGUUUUUGGAUGAAAUGUUCAGGAAUUGUCGGAAAUGGGAUAUGGAAGCACUGAUUACAUUCUGGGGGCGAUCCAGAUCCCCGUCUGUAUCCGGUACAUUUUUUUUAAGGAUUCUUUAACAUUGCCAGAUAGGAGCAUUUUUGCCAUUUGCGCAUAUAACGCCACAAAAAACGGUCAGAGCACUUGGGGAAAGAACAGCAGGUUCUACAAAAUAAUAUAAGAGUCACAAUAUGGGGGGGAACUAUGGCGCUUGGCGGAGGUCUGUGCUCUCCGAGUGCUCCUCUAGUUAGUAUUGUUUGUGUUGUCAUUAGGUUACACCUUGAUGCUAAAUGUUUCCUCUUUUUGUUGUUAUUUUUGCGUUUUCUUGUUUUAAUUAUAUAAUAAUAAUUGAGUAAUUGAAUAUGCCGCAGGGCCGAUGGCACCACUUUGGACACCCCUGGAUUAAUGGCUUGAGAACGAGACAGCCAGCAAGACACACACACACACACACACACACACACACACACACACACAAGACCAUCAUUGCCAUCACUCUGAGCCAUAACUAUUUUACCGAUCAACAUUUCACUGUUCUAUUAACAGCUUUUAUUUCUUCAUUUAAAAAAAAAUACUGUAAUAAUAACGUGAAGUCAUUUAAAUACAAAAAUGUGUCUUUUUUUCUAGGCAGUAUUCUGCUGUUUAUUGUGUAUAAAGCUAUACAUAAAUGUGAAAGAGCUGGGAGGGAGAGUGAUUCCUGAUAGUUCAGUCUCAACAUCACGACUGCAUUUACACACACACACACACACACACACACACACACACACACACAAAGUGCUGUACACUACGAGAGGACAAAAGAACCACUGUUGACCAGAUUAAUUACACACUAGUUUGGCUGAAGUAUAUUGAAUCUAAACGCUAAUUGCAGUCAAUUUAAAACAACCGAAAUCAAAUCUUUUCAGUUGUGUGUGGUGUAAAUGCAUGUGAAUGAUGGACAAGGGAGGACUGAUGUGUUCAGGUUCAGUCAGUAUUUUUAAGGGUCUAGUUUUACAGUAACAGUAUUCUAUCAUUUCAUUGCCUGACAAUGGAUGUCUUGUCAGUGUUUUUAACCUCAGAUAAAAAAAAGAGUUGUUUUUGUGCACUUAUUGGCCAUUGUGAGCUCUCUAUCUCUUAUUCUUGGUGUGUAAGUGCAUUGACGUCCCCCCACCCCGUGGGACCUGUGUAUAGUCUUGCAACACUGGUUAUAUAACCUGAAUAACAAAGAUGAAAAUCAAUUCAUACAAAUGAAGAAAAACCUCCUUAGGUUAAAAAAAAAAAAAGACAGUGAAUCUAGUUGUUGUUUGUGGCAUGGUUAUGCAUUCAAGUGGUCAUAAUUUUAAUGAUUAAACAGUAUUUAAAAAACAACAAAAAAAACAACAUUUCCACUGGCGCUGUUCUGCUCUUUUUGUUUUGUUUUCACUCUUUAGCUCGCAGUAUUGCAGUUGCUGUUGCUAAUGGUGUUGCUAAGCUAGCUAGCCUGUUUUGUUGUCUACCACCAGAGCAAUAUAUUGUACCAUUUUGACCAAAAUAAACAUAAAUACGAAUCCUAACCUUACAUUUCUGGCAUACAAUUGCAUGAAGAAGAAGAAAAAAAAAAACCCUGCAAGUCUUACGUGAUAUGAUCCAUGGUGUUAUUUAUUGUUUGUUUUUUUUACAGAUUUGCAGCUGUGAUGUAAUGUAUUGCUCUGGACGCCCCGUUACUCAAUCAGCUCACAUCCUCCAAUCUCCGAUUCAUUUUAAGCACACUGCAAUCUAAAUGUCGAUCAUGUUUGGAAUUUCUGCAACAAGCACAACGUCAAAGCAACAAAUCUACAAGUGCCGCUAACGAAAUGAAAAUAAGCUUAGUAUAAAAAUUGAAGGUGAAGUAAAAAAAAAAAAAAAAGGUCGGGGUGUCGUGGUUCGGUAUGCACGGUUCAUUUCGGACACAGUAAGGGAAAAAACAUGCAAAACGUGGUUUUGAGAACGUUUGAAAAGUCCCGUUUUGUAUCUCUACUGAGUAAUGGCGGCACGCUACUUUUCGUCUUAUCCACUUGUCUUUGUCCCUUUGGUACGCCUCCGUACCGAACCGAAAAAAAUUAAGAUUCGGAAUACAUGUACCGCUACACCCCAAGUAGCUAUCCAUGAUGUGUGGUGCUAGCAAGACUGAAUGAUGUGAAGAAGCCACAAAGCAGUGUCAUUACUGAGGAUUAUUGAAGGAAGGAGAGGAUGUGAGCUGUUUGCUCCUCGUUUGUUUGACUUUUCCUGUUCUAUCCACACCUUCUUGUAAAAAUCGAUAUGUGUUGUAUUGACACAAAUCCUAAUUCCCGCGUCCUUUUUGUCUGUCCACUGCUGACCUGGACUCACACUACAGUAUUCCUCCAUCCUGGUUUGUGUUGUGUGUGUGAUUUCAGCAUGAAGCAAACCUUCCAAAACCUUGAAUAGAAUUCCUUAUCUUUCUGUGAGGUUUGGUGUUUGUGCAGCUCUUAAAAUGUCAGCCGUCAAUCCAGGAUGAACAAUCUGUGCCUGAAUAAAUUGAGCUCUUGUCCAUCAUGAGCUGCACGCCAGACAGAAAAACGGAUGAAGAGUCUGCUACCUGAAAGUGAACAUCUCUUAUUUACACAUACUGUACAUCAGGUGGGACAUUUUGGACGUAGGGAGAUUUAUUUAUUUUCACUUUCUCCAUCGUAGAUUUUUGUACUCCACUCUGGUUGCUUCGUAGCUUUGUUGGAUUCACUCCCCUAUUUUGUACAUAUCUGUGCCAACAGCUUGGGCAGACAGUGGCUUUUUUUUAUUUGUAAAGACAUAAACUUGCUUGCAUAUAUAAAUAAAAUGAAAUACUACACUUGUGUACUUGUUAAUAAGGGA